AUGGAUAUCGAUGAUGAAUACAACAUAAGUGAUACAGAUGAUGAACCCACCUCGGAAAAUACGAGUGAUGUUGUUUUAAUCACAAACAGUGAGGUUACCUACUACGGGGAUUCUGAUUUGGAAGACUUUGCUGAUGAAGAGGAUGUUCCUGAGCAGUCAAAAUCAUUAGAAGGGGGGGUUUCACAGCAGUCAAAAUCUGAAUGCAAAAGCAAUGUGACAGGAAGUUCCCAGCAGGACCAUAGUAAGCACGAAAAUUAUAAGGAGCCAUAUGAUAUUGAUGCUGAAAUGAAUAAACAACGAAAAAAGAUCAAGGCUCAUCAGAAAUCUAGGAUCAUGUCACUGGGAGCUGUUGGGAUGAGAUUAUUCAACAUUAUGAGGACAUUUGUCAGUGACACUGGAAAGUACAGCAGGGUAGGAUUUGUAAGAAAGGAUCUUUACAACAUGUCUUGCCGUGAAAAGAGGAAGAUGAUCGCAAAGGGUGACGCCAACACAACCAUUGGCAUUAUGGAGAAGAGGAAGAGAGAUGAUCCUGAAUUCUUUUUUGAUUACAAGUCUCGGCAGGACUAUGUCGACUUCGGUGACGUGCUGGUGUUUGACAGCACGUACAAAACAAAUCGGUAUGCUAUGACGUUCAUACCUUUUGUGGGAAUGAAUAAUCACCGCCAGGCUAUUGUUUUUGCAUGCGCCAUUGUCUCAGAAGAGAAGGAAGAAACAUAUAAGUGGUUGCUAGAAACAUUCCUGAAAGCCAUGUAUCAGCAGAAGCCUAAAGGGGUCAUCACUGAUGGGGACGCUGCAAUGAUCGCCGUUGUUGGUAAAGUCUUUGCAGGCGUGUGGUACCGUGUUUGUAAGUGGCAUAUUGAGAAGAACAUGAAGAAGCACCUUGACCCCCUGGCUCACAAUGAAUUCCGGUCGCUGUUGUACUACAUCACUUCGGAACAAGUAUUCGAGGAGAGACGGAGGGCAUUCGUCGAGAAGAACCAGACGGCAUUUACCAAAGAAUGGAUGAAGAGGAUGUAUAAUAGGAAGAAGUUGUGA
Messenger RNA from Lolium perenne, 1035 nucleotides. Lineage: Eukaryota; Viridiplantae; Streptophyta; Magnoliopsida; Poales; Poaceae. The record is from RefSeq and is a predicted model, not a curated record.